Candida albicans SC5314 is the source of this 858-nucleotide messenger RNA. It is a transcript of the gene HCR1, whose product is annotated as translation initiation factor eIF3 subunit j. The transcript has a single exon. Bases 1 to 858 code for a protein of 285 amino acids. Gene Ontology annotation, cellular component: cytoplasm; eukaryotic translation initiation factor 3 complex. NCBI's taxonomy places the organism in Eukaryota, Fungi, Ascomycota, Pichiomycetes, Serinales, Debaryomycetaceae. The record is from RefSeq and is a predicted model, not a curated record. Gene Ontology annotation, molecular function: translation initiation factor activity.
AUGAGUUGGGACGACGAAGAUUUUGAUAUUCCAUCUAAUAGUAAAAAAACCGUUGCUGCAUCUUGGGAAGAUGAGGAAGAUGAUGGUCCAGUCUUAGAAUCAUGGGAUGUCGAUCCUGAAGAAGAAGAAAAGAAGAAAAAGGAAGCAAAAUUGCAAGAGGCUAAAAGAAAAGCUGAAUUAAAAGCCAAAGAGGAUGCCGAAAAGGCGAAAAAAGACGCCAAAAGAAAAGAAUUAGAGCAAUUUGAUCAAUUAGAUGAAAGAACUCGUAAGGAAUUGUUGAAAAAAGCUGAAUUGAAUGCCGAUUUGAACAAUGCUGCUGAUUUGUUUGGAGGAUUGGGCGUCGCCGACGAUAAUGACGAUGAUGAUUUCGAUAUCAAUGAACAUCCAAGAGAAAGAAUAACCAAACAACAAUUAGCUGCUGCUGCUGCUAGUAAGAGACCAGCAUUAACUAAGGAUACACCUUUGGAAGAACAUCCAUUGUUUCAACCUACAAACAAACAAGAAUAUGAAAAAUUAAGAAAGACUGUUGGUACUUCAUUGACAAGAUUAAAUGAAGACUCUUCGUUGUUAUAUGCAUCUAGUUUGGCCGUUGAUUUGAUAAGAGACUUGUCACAGCCAUUAUCAGUGGAAAACCUUAGGAAAGUCAUAAGCACAUUAAAUGUGGUGAUCAAAGACAAAGAAAGACAAGAAAGACAAGCAAGAUUAAAGAAGGCUGGUGGUACUGCUACUGGUGGGGCCGGUAAGAAGAAGGCCAAGCCUCUUGCCAGACCAAAUGUGGGUGGCGGGUUCAAAAAGGAUGCCUUUGAUGAUAUGGAUGAUGGUCAAUUUGAUGAUUUAGAUGACGAUGAUUUUAUGUAA